Molecule: messenger RNA, 1493 nt
Organism: Wasmannia auropunctata (little fire ant)
Lineage: Eukaryota; Metazoa; Arthropoda; Insecta; Hymenoptera; Formicidae
Exons: 4
Coding region: 216-962 (248 amino acids)
Source: RefSeq, a predicted model, not a curated record
AUCAACACCAUCAACCCCAUUCUUGUGCUACAAGGUCGACUCGAGAGAACGCGAGCAGCCUACCUUAUACGAACGAAAGACGAAUAGGAAGCUAUUUUGAAUCUAAUCAAGAGUUUCCAAGAGCGGUGAAAAGGAUUCAAUCAUCAAAUGACUCAUGUUGGCUAACCCAUUUGAAGACAAGCGAUUUUGCACACCGUAUAAACGUCGUAUUAAAGAUGAAUUUUGAUGUGGACGUGCAGUUACAUUUAACAACGAUUGAGCUGCUUAAAGAUAUAGCUAAGUUAAAUUUGGAGGAUGAUCAACCCAAACUGCUGGAACAACUAUUUCGCAUACCCGAUUUCAUUCCUAUGUUGAUAAUGUCUUGCGCGCAAAGAUUAGCAAAGACAACUCAUGAGUUCCUAUUAAAUUCGGGCUACCUCUACAAUUGGCUAACACUGAUGACGGUUACGAAAUCACAUUUGGCUAUUGCAUUUGAGAAGAGUGAAGAGAAAGAAAAAUACGUAUUGCUAAAGAUACUAUUUAUUAUAGUGUGUCCGUACGCAAUAGAAAGAGAAUUGUUAUCUCUAGAACGAAAUAGAAAACAAGAUCUUAAUUUGAUUUUCAAAUGUAUGUGCUUACUGUCAUAUAUUCAUCGCCGCUUUUAUACCCCCUUGGUGAUAGAUCGCGUUGUGAAGAGAAUAACUUUGAAUAUUCGUGAAGUUAUAUAUGUGGAUGACACAGUUGACGUUAACGAAGAAUCAAAAGACUUGGCGUUUGAGCUUUUAAGCUACCUGGAGGAUCUCUGGCUGAAAAUCGUAGAGCAUCGUAAUUUUGUAUCUAUCGCGGAAAUAAUUCCGCGGAAGCCAUUUAACACCGCAGAACGUCAAUAUUUUGUAAAUCUAACCGCACGCCAAUCCAAGUUGCAGCAUAAAAUCAAAAUGGUUAAUGAUCGACUUGAAAAAGGAGCGCAUCCACCUAAAUAAUUAGAAAAAACAAUAAUUCGAACGUAUAGUUUAUUACACAUUUUAUCAAAAUUGCACGUACGCGCAAACACAUACUACUCUAAUUAUACGUGCGUGUAUAUGUUUUUAAGAAAAUACAAUAGCAUGUGUAACACACAUAUGUAACACACAUACAAUAACACCUUUUUAAUGUAUUACUGUAUUUUUUAAAAAAGUAAUUCAAUAUUCUAAAAAAAAUAAUGUAGGUAUAAUUAACACAUUAAUUGUUGUAUUAGUAUUAGUUUUAAUUACUUUAGAUUUACUUUAAUAGUUACUAUUAGAUUUUGCUAUCAGACAUAAUACUAAUUAUAACAUGUGUCGUAUUAACGAAAAUUGUCUGCCCUUCGUUGUUUAAAGACGUAUAAGGCAUCGAUCUUUUUAUACACAAAUCAAAUUAUAAUCAAUUUAAGUGACUAUAUAAUACUAUACAAAAUGUGUGUCUUAAAAGUGCAACGAGAUAAAUAUAGACGUAUGUAUAUAUUUAUCAAAUAAAUCAAUUUGAUAUAUCUGCUA